CGCAUGUAUCAAUGUGCUGAUUGGCACACUUUGUUCUGCAAUAGUCGUGACGCACGUCUAUUCCUUAUCGUCUGAUUGAGUCCUUAUAGUCGGCAUUUAGAUGAAGCAAGAACAAAGAUGAUAAUUAUUUGAUUCGUCGUAUAGUGUAUUACGCGCUUAAUACGUUAAUAUCUAAUCUGUCACAUCUAGUUUCAGAAACAUAACCUAGUAUUUCAGAUCUACGAUAAUGUUUUGGAAAUCAACAUUAAAUUUGUUAUUAAAAUAUAAGAGAAAUUGUGAGUUAAUCCGUAAAACUCAUUGUUGGAUAUCUCCUCAAGGCUUUAAAACGGAAAUUAAUGUCUAUAAUUGCGCGACAAGGCGAAAAGAACCUUUAAUUUUGAAAAACAAAGAUCGUAUUACUUGGUACACUUGUGGACCUACAGUUUAUGAUUCUUCGCAUAUAGGGCACGCAAGCUGUUAUGUUAAAUUAGAUAUAAUACAGAGAAUAUUAAAAGAUUAUUUCAAAUAUGAUAUAAUCAGUUGUUUAAAUAUUACAGAUAUUGAUGAUAAGAUAAUUAGGAGAGCAAAUGAACUUGGCGUGGAUAUAAAUGAAUUAACAGAGAAGUACGAAAAAGAAUUUUUGUGUGACUUGGAAAAAUUAGGAAUUGCAGAACCAAGCAUUAUAAUGAAAGUUACUCAAAAUAUGCCUUUAAUAAUAAGUUUUAUAGAAAAACUUAUUGAAGAUGAUCGAGCAUACAUAGCAACUGAUAAAUCUGUAUAUUUCAAUGUAAAUAGCAUUAAACAAUACGGUAAAUUACAAAAUUUAGGCAAUCAAGAUGAAAUUAACAAACUAUCUGCAAUAAAAAAAUCCAGUUUAGAUUUUGCUUUAUGGAAAGCUAUAAAAGAAGAUGGCGAACCUUUUUGGGACAGUCCUUGGGGUAGAGGUAGACCAGGAUGGCAUGUUGAAUGUUCUGCUUUAGCUUCAUCAAUAUUCGGUGAAAAUAUUGAUAUUCACGCUGGAGGAAUAGAUUUGAGAUUUCCACAUCAUGAAAACGAAGAAGCUCAAUCCUGUGCUUUCCACAACAGUGAACAGUGGGUCAACUAUUGGAUUCACACAGGCCACUUACAGCUUAACAAGACGGAAAAAAUGUCCAAAUCUCUCAAAAAUACUAUUUCAAUUCAAGACAUGCUGCAAAAAACACUGGCAGAUGUAUUUAGAAUGACUUGUAUUAUGUCUCGUUAUGAACAUAACAUGGAAUAUAGUGAAAAAUUAAUGUCAACUGCAAAAAAUAAUUAUGAUUAUUUUAAGAAUUUUAUUAAUUCUUGUAACGAGUUUAAAGAUGGGUUUCUAAAAGCAACAAUUAACGAAGAUAUAAUAAAACAGUUAAUUAGUAGAAGUAAGAAUAAUAUUCAUCAUGCUUUAUGUGAUAAUUUCGAUACUCCUUCUGUUAUAAAAGUUUUAAAUGAACUAGCGUCGACUACGAACAGUAUGUUAUAUUCCUCAACAUCUUCUAGUGGUAAAAAUGGUGUUGUUUCAGUUUUAAGUGUUAGGAACUUUGUUACAAAUAUUUUAAAAAUGUUCGGGUUAAAUUUGAAUAAUAGCAUUAGAGUUUCAAAUGACUCUAGUAAUAUUAUAGACAUUUUAAGUGAAUUUAGGAAAGAAGUGCGUACUAUAGGUUUAGCUAAUAAAAAUGAGAAUUUACUAAAACUUUGCGAUAAUGUUAGAAGCAAAGCCAAAGACUGUGGUGUAACCUUCAAAGAUCACGGAAAAGUUUCUUCUUGGAGUAUAAAAUAAGAAUAAAAGUGACUUGUUCAUGUUGUGUAUAUAUAAAUGGAAUAUUUUUCAA
Diorhabda carinulata is the source of this 1826-nucleotide messenger RNA. RefSeq names its product probable cysteine--tRNA ligase, mitochondrial (gene CysRS-m). Gene Ontology annotation, biological process: cysteinyl-tRNA aminoacylation. The record is from RefSeq and is a predicted model, not a curated record. The transcript has a single exon. Gene Ontology annotation, cellular component: cytoplasm. NCBI's taxonomy places the organism in Eukaryota, Metazoa, Arthropoda, Insecta, Coleoptera, Chrysomelidae. Gene Ontology annotation, molecular function: cysteine-tRNA ligase activity; ATP binding. Bases 227 to 1774 code for a protein of 515 amino acids.